CGACAAGAGGACAAGACUAACAAAUGAAAAUAAUAAGACAAUAAAAUAAAGAAUUAUUAUUAUGUAACAUACCAGUGCAAAAUACUAGGAAGUAUCGCAGUGACAUACGCAUUGGCUGGCAAACAAUAUUAUUUUUUUUUCUUUUACACAGAUUUUCCUUUUCAAAAGCUAAAUUUCCAACGCCAUAUACUUGCCAUCACACCACAGAAUUAUUGACCAUUACAGAUAAACAAACGCUAAGCACAUGACUUGCAAAUUUGGAAAAAACUCGACUUUUCUCGAACGCAAUGUAUUUUUAUACGACGAAAUAGGUUCAAGGUCGACGCAGGUGACAGGUGAAGGUCUGCCAGCCUGCAGACGUUUUGCAAAGUCAGCAUGACGUCACCGCCCGGCAAGAGCCUCGCUUUCAUGUGUUACAAAUGGAAGCACAUUUGACUGAUUAGAAUAUUUCCUUGACAACCGCAAACAAUACAAGUAUUCAAUUUAUUUUGUUUUAUCGUCAUAUCAUGUUUUAUUUACAAAGAAUUACGGAAUAGAAGAAUAUCUAUAGCAGAAUUUAAUAUUGUUCUACUUUCUUUGGCAAAAACCGUUUAUAUACAUUUCGAAUUCAAAAUGACUCAUGUCUCAAUUACCGCGAAAGGGCAUUCUAAUGGCGGGAAUCGAAGGAGACGUAUAAAACAAAUGGAAAUUAAAAAACAAAUCGACGAUGACUCGCUAAUGGCAAGCUCUUCAGGCGAUGUUACGUGGCUAGAACAAACGUUAAGAAGCAAUUUUAAAAAAGCCUUAAGUCAAACGAAAAAACAAGGUUUUAGUACAAUACAUUUGGCUGCAAUGAACGGUCAUUUGGAGUGCCUGAAAAUUCUGAUAGAAAAACAACGUGUGCCUGUCGAUUUGGAAAGCGAGACAGGAUGGAGGGCGGUUCAUCUUGCUAUUAAUACAAAGAAUAAAACAAGAUCACUAAAGUGCUUGAUGUAUCUGUUGCAACAGGGUGCUGAUCCGUCAAAGUGAGUGUGCUUGAUUCUGUGACACCCAUGAUAGUCAACCCCCCCACCCCCCACCUACAAGUUAUUUGUACUGCCUCGCAGACGCACCCAGACGCCAAGGUUUGCUAUGCUGCUGUCCUGCUAAAUCUUGUCCCGCAUGUGCAAUGGAAGAAUUAAGCAAUAUUUAGUAGAGCACUUGCUUUGCCAAAUUUUACAUUAUUCCCCCAUUUGCCAAGUUAUAGUGAGUUGGCUAUCAAGGAGAUUAUUUUGGAUGAUAAAACUACUUGCACUUGUUUUUUUUACACUAUAGGCCAAAUUUCAACGGAUUUACUCCAGUACACCAAGCAGCUUCCACAGGUCAUGUAAAUUGUCUGAGAGCUCUCACUGAUGCAGGAGCUGCGAUCAAUACUUAUGACUCUGAUAACCUGUUACCUGUCGACUACGCACGUAUAUGGGGACAUAGAAUGUGUGUACGGAUACUCAAUGCCCGUCAGUGGCAUAUUGACAAGGAAGAUGAACUAAGACAUAGAGUAAAAGCUGAGGAAGAAAGCCAACAAAUGCAAGAAGAAUUAGAUAGAUUAAAUUUUGAAGAAAAAACACAUAAAGUGGAAAGGUGUAAGACAGCAUUUGAGCAGUGGCUGAGUAACAAGGGUUUAUCAGAUACACUCGAGUGUUAUGAACCUUUUUCUGUGAAAGUAAUUGAUGGUAGACCAAGUCCAAAACCAAGGAAAAGUCCUUCCCCUGUCUUUCCAAAGGUUCAUACCACUGGUCUGAUUGCAAACUCAACCAUACCAGAACUUCCGCUGGAGUUGAAGUCUCUAUAUCAUCAAUAUAUGGAUGAAUUUGAUGAGGAGAAAAGACUAGAUUUAAUUCCACUUGCGAACGUUUCUGCAACAAAACGUCGGCAGAGGGCACAAGAUACCUUUAGGGCAAUGAGAGAUGCUGGAAUUCAGAAAUCAUAAUCGAGGUAGUUCACCGACUGGGAGCAACAAAAGACAGAAAAGACAAGCUUUAAUACCACUUGUAAAUGUUUCUUCUGCAUUUAAGCGAUGACAAAGAGUGCAGCAAGAUACAUUUAGUGCUAUUUCAGAGUUGCUAGAAUUCAAUUCAUUUAGUUCAUUUAGCUUGAAAAUUAAUGGUUUCUGGCAACUUGAAGUAAACAACAAAGGAAAGGUCUUAGUCAUACAGUCUGCAAAUUGGUUGUUGUGCAACUGAGCAUGGGACUCAGUAUAUGACUUUCCUGAUAUAAUAAAUAGAAAUAACUAUCAUUAUUUAUUAAUUUUAGAUUAAUUAUAUAUUAAUUAUAUAUUAAUUAUUUAUUAAUUAUAGAUCUAUUAAUUAUAUAUUAAUUAUUUAGUAAUUAUAAUUAAUUAUAUAUCACCACAAUCCAUUUGUAUGAUUAUACACAUUAAAAUUGUACUGAUGGAUUUGUAAUGUAUAAAUCUUAUGCAUGUAUGAACUGCUGGUGAAUUACUGCUACUACAGUAAAUGUUGUUGAGUAGAUUUACUAGAUUGCCAUACCACAAUCUGUUUAAACAAUGACAUUCGAAUUGGGUUUACUUGAAUAGUAGCCCCACGGCUAGUAAUCAAGCCUAUUUAGCCCCCUAAAAUUUCAUUAUUUUGUUUAAAUGCUUCACCAUCCUUACACAUUCAACCAGACACUGGCAUGUAAUUUGGUGCGACUUCCGCUCAAUUUCUUCAAAUCCCAUCUUUCGGUAAAAUGGCAGAGAAUUUAAUGAAGCAGACACAUUCACGAUUUCUACACCUUUCUCCAGUGCUUUAGCCUCAACUUCUUUGAACAAUAAUCUACCCAGUCCAUUCCUUGCAAAAUUUGGGUCAAUAAACAACCCUUUUAUUUCAAGCUCGUUAUUUGAACAUUGUUUUGAGCAUGAUUCAUUGGUAUCUUUAGUGUGCUCAAUAUGGUGAAUAAAACCCACCACAAUUCCAUUUUUCUUUGCUACAAUUAUAUCUCCACUUUCCAAAAAAGGUAUAUAUGUUUCUUGCUUUUGUUUUCCAGCCCAUGUUAAAAUUUCAUUUUCUCCAUAAUGGCUUGAGCAAAGUUGUUUUAUUGCUGACGUAUGUAUUUGGUAAAUUCUCUGGGAAUCUUCUAUUUUACCCACUUCAAGAGUACACAAUGCACCCUCCAUUUUUCUAAAAAUACCAAUAUGCAAU
This is a messenger RNA of Paramuricea clavata, 3155 nucleotides long. The record is from the annotation of a GenBank genome assembly. Lineage: Eukaryota; Metazoa; Cnidaria; Anthozoa; Malacalcyonacea; Plexauridae.